Gongylonema pulchrum is the source of this 1047-nucleotide messenger RNA. The record is from the annotation of a GenBank genome assembly. Lineage: Eukaryota; Metazoa; Nematoda; Chromadorea; Rhabditida; Gongylonematidae.
GUUGACAUUCAUUUACUGCCGUCAGAAAUUUAUGUAUAUAAGGUAUCAGUGAUGGCUCUCUGUGCUGGCCGUUUACCAUUCCCAAAACUGCUGAUCCGUAGUUCGGCGUUUGAUGCAGCAGUGUUGGAUGAAAUCGCCUGGCUUUCAAUUCCAGAUACAAUAUUCAUUUUGGUAUGUUUUUCGUGCUUCGAAUUUCUAAUAACAGAACCAAAAGGACAGCUUUUUGGUCUCUUUCUUUUCAGCCGCUUGCAAAGGUGUAAAACACUGACAGCAGUUUCUCUUGCUUGGCUGAUGGUGCUGUGGUAUGACGUGAGGUGUGAAUUGUAUGUGCAGCUCAUCAAUUUGGUGGAUAAUUUGCGAGCUAUUGUUGCUGUGAUAAACGAUCAUUGUUCCAAGAACUCUUCCGUAGCUUCAUUACUGGCUCUGGCUGCGACAGCGAUGCUUAUUACAGCUGCUCACCGGAUGUUGCUCACGCUGGGUCUAUUCUGUUGCUGCUCAGUCAGCGGCACGGCUGCCUGGCGUCACCACAACAAUCACAGUUGUCAUGGGUGUGCAGAAGCUCGUGAUGAAUUAGCCAAAAUCCGGCUGGAGCAAAUCAAGCGAGAGAUCCUUGAAAAGCUCGGUCUGGAUGGCCCGCCGCAGGUCCGGCCGCAGGACGGCUUCCCGACAAUCCCACAAGUUGCUAAAUAUCUGAAGUACCAUCUGCGGUACGAUUCAGCAGCAGCAGCACACAUGCAAAGCUCAUUCCUGGCUGAUGAGCUAACGCUGGAGCGCAAGACCGAACGAACGAUUGUACUGGCUGAGCGGGUACCACCGCGCUACAACUUGGAUACUGUUGUUGGCUACUUCAAAUUUUCCGGCGAGCUGAUGUCAAAACUGCUUCAUUCUGCGGUACUCAAUGUUUUCUUGCGUAAGCCAUCCGUGCUGCAGUCGGAUUCCCGCAUCGUCGCUGUACAAGUGCUUGUCAAGGAAGUGCUCCGGAAUGGCUCGGUAAUACGUUGUUUGCAUUCCAGUUCUAUCUUUCCUCUCUCUCUUGCUCCCUUCUGA